AUGGCGGAGAACGCGUUCGCGACGUCUCUGUAUGAGCAGUUACCGGAGGGGCAUCCAGCAGCAGCAGCAGCAGCAGCAGCAGCUGCUGCUGCUGCUGCAGCUGCUGCAGGUGCUGCUGCUGGAGGAGGAGGAGGACAGGAGCAUCCACAUAUAGAUAUGCUGCUGCGUCAGCAGCAAGUGCUGCAGCAAGCAGCACAACUGCAGCAAGGAUCUUUCUUUGAGUUAUUAGCGCAGCAAAAAUUAUUAGAUGGUCUGCAUGCAGCCCUAUACCAUUGUGUUAAUACACUGCAGCAAUUCUAUGCUAAUCGUGCUGCUGCUGCUGCUGCUGCUGCUGCAGCAGGAACAGGAACAGGAACAGGAACAAGAGCAGCAGCAACAAUAGAAGAUGCAGCAGCAGCAGCAGCAGAAGCAACUGCAGCAAGUACUUCGGGCAGUGAGACAGAAAGGAAUACAGAUGAUGCUGCUGCUGUAGAGCAACAGCAGCAGCAGCAGCAGCAACAGCAGCAGCAGCAGCAGCAGCAGCAGAGAGUGCGUACACAGUUUCGUUCCUUAGAGGGUUCUUUUGUGUCUGCAUGGUUAUGGCGUCGUCUAGUUAAGGCAGCAGCAGCAGCAAAAGCAGCAGCAGCAGCAGCAGCAGCAGCAGCAGCAGCAGCAGGAGCAGGAGGAGGUGUAGGAGGAGAAGGAGGAAGUUAUUUGCUGCGUAGCAGCAGAAGUGCUGCUGCCUUAUAUAAGGAGACACCUGCAGCAGCAGCAUCUGCUGCUGCAGCAGAAUCCUGCUGCAUUAGAUAA
Molecule: messenger RNA, 789 nt
Organism: Eimeria maxima
Lineage: Eukaryota; Apicomplexa; Conoidasida; Eucoccidiorida; Eimeriidae
Product: sybindin-like family domain-containing protein, putative
Exons: 2
Coding region: 1-789 (262 amino acids)
Source: RefSeq, a predicted model, not a curated record